This is a messenger RNA of Metschnikowia bicuspidata var. bicuspidata NRRL YB-4993, 1077 nucleotides long. It is a transcript of the gene STE2, whose product is annotated as alpha-factor pheromone receptor. Lineage: Eukaryota; Fungi; Ascomycota; Pichiomycetes; Serinales; Metschnikowiaceae. The transcript has 2 exons. Gene Ontology annotation, biological process: G protein-coupled receptor signaling pathway. Bases 1 to 1077 code for a protein of 358 amino acids. Gene Ontology annotation, molecular function: pheromone binding; mating-type factor pheromone receptor activity. The record is from RefSeq and is a predicted model, not a curated record. Gene Ontology annotation, cellular component: G protein-coupled receptor homodimeric complex; membrane.
AUGAUCUCCGACACCGACCCGGCUGAAGUGCUUCUCAAUUUCACCGUGCAAGAUACCGUUUUUGCAGUUUCUUUCGGCCAGCUCGACAGCUCGCUUCAUGACAGUAUUCGGAUGGCACUUGCCCAAGGUCUCGCCAUCGGCGCAGGCGCCUUGCUUUUGUUUGUCUCGUGGUUUGUAAUUGUCAACAAAAAGACCCCCAUGUUCAUUUUGCACCAGGUGUCUUUGUUGUUGCUCAUCAUCCGCUCGGGGCUUUAUAUCGGAUACCUCCUCGGCCCUUUCAACUCGUUGUCCUUCACAUACACCGGUCUUUUCUACGACUACUGGGAUAGCUUCCAUAUGACCAUUGCCGUGAACACGUUUUAUGUCUUGUUGAUUGCUUCCAUCGAGUGUAUCCUCGUCUACCAGAUCCACGUGAUCUUCAAGUCUGCAAAGGCCCGCUCUUUUGGCUUGGUGUUUCUGGUGGUCUCGGCGGCGCUUGCAGUGGUGGUAGUGGUUCUCUACAUCAUCAGCAUCACCCACAAUUUGAUGAGUGUGAAGGCUCGAAUCACCGACGGGUAUUCUGAGUACGCGAGCUGGGAAAACAACCUUCCGUUCAUCAUGUUUGCGGCGUCCAUCAACUACACAUGCGUGCUUUUGAUGGCCAAGUUGCUCAUUGCUGUGAGAACAAGAAGAGUGUUGGGCUUGAAGCAGUUCGAUGCCAUGCACAUCUUGCUUAUCAUGUCCACACAGACAUGUAUCAUUCCAUCGAUCAUGGUCAUCUGGUCGUACACAGGAUCCCGAAGCACGGUGUUUUUGAACUUGAGUGUGAUUAUCAUCGUGUGCAACUUGCCGCUCAGCUCGCUCUGGGCGUCCUCUGCUAACAAUUCCUCCACCCCCAGCUCUUGUCAAAACUCGUUCUUCAGCAGAACAAGCACCAACGACUCGGCAGACAAGACCUUGUCUUCUAUCCCAAUCUCCGACUUUGAAAAGGGCACAUUGGCGGAGUCCAUUUCCGAGGCAGCUGGUAUGCAUGGGGAUGUGGAUUCCAUUGAGAGAAUUCUCCGUGAGGUUGAGCAGGAGCAGGCUUAUGAGCACUAA